Cuculus canorus (common cuckoo) is the source of this 9518-nucleotide messenger RNA. RefSeq names its product Ral GEF with PH domain and SH3 binding motif 1 (gene RALGPS1). Gene Ontology annotation, cellular component: plasma membrane. NCBI's taxonomy places the organism in Eukaryota, Metazoa, Chordata, Aves, Cuculiformes, Cuculidae. The transcript has 22 exons. The record is from RefSeq and is a predicted model, not a curated record. The coding region runs from base 507 to 2255 and encodes 582 amino acids. Gene Ontology annotation, molecular function: guanyl-nucleotide exchange factor activity. Gene Ontology annotation, biological process: Ras protein signal transduction; positive regulation of GTPase activity.
UUGGCCCGAGCGGCCGUACGCGGCGCCCAUUGGCCUUCGGCGCCGUCGGUCCUGCGGCGGCCUGGGCCUCGGCGGGGUGCGGAGCCGCGGCCCUGGGGGCGCCGCCCGCCCCGGACCCCGCGAGCGCCGGAGCAGGAAUGUCAUGCCUUUAGACAAGAGAGAAACCUGACGAGUAGCCAGAGCUAGACUCAACAAUGGACUCACGGAGGUGUGCAGCAAAAUGGGUUGAGGGAGUGCACAACUACUUUAUUCCACUUUGAGUUCUUCUUGCACUGUCUUCACUUUUGCUUCAGAGAGAACUAUCUAAUGGGUUUGUUAAGCUGGCGAAGAAGAGCAGACAGCCUCUUGUGGUACGUUUGCAUCCUGAUGUACACACUUCGAUUCUGGCAAUCUAUGAAUGAGACUUACCUGUGAACCUGCUGUACAGACGGAUAAGGAACUCUGUUUUUGUCAUGUUAUCUCACCAAUGCUGGAGGAGCUGAAACUUCCUGCGUCUUGGGGAGAGCAUGUAUAAAAGGAAUGACUUCAUGGCCAAUGUGAUGGUCACCUCUGCUACUCCAGAGGGUAGUAGCAGCUCAGAUUCUCUGGAAGGGCGAAGUUCAGAUUAUGCCAAUAAAAGCUACGAUGCAGUUGUAUUUGAUGUGUUGAAAGUAACUCCUGAGGAGUUUGCUAGCCAGAUUACACUGAUGGAUAUGCCGGUGUUUAAAGCUAUACAGCCUGAGGAACUAGCAAGCUGUGGAUGGAAUAAGAAAGAAAAACAUAUCCUUGCUCCAAAUGUUGUUGCCUUUACUAGAAGAUUUAACCAGGUCAGUUUUUGGGUUGUACGAGAAAUAUUAACAGCACAGACCUUAAAAAUAAGGGCAGAAAUAUUGAGCCAUUUUGUGAAAAUAGCUAAAAAGCUUCUAGAACUGAAUAACCUUCAUUCUCUUAUGUCUGUGGUGUCAGCACUGCAAAGUGCUCCUAUCUUCCGACUGACCAAGACUUGGGCUCUUUUGAAUCGCAAGGACAAGGCCACCUUUGAGAAGUUAGACUACUUGCUGUCUAAGGAAGAGAAUUAUAAAAGGACACGGGAUUACAUCAGAAGCUUAAAAAUGGUUCCUACGAUACCAUAUUUAGGAAUUUAUCUCUUGGAUUUAAUCUACAUUGAUUCUGCAUAUCCCGCUUCAGGCAGCAUUAUGGAGAAUGAGCAAAGAUCCAAUCAAAUGAACAAUAUUCUGCGAAUAAUAGCUGAUCUGCAAGACUCUUGUAACUAUGAUCACCUUACAACCCUGCCCCAUGUGCAGAAGUAUUUGAAGUCUGUCCGUUACAUUGAGGAACUUCAGAAAUUUGUAGAAGAUGACAAUUAUAAAUUAUCAUUAAGAAUUGAGCCAGGUAGCAGCUCUCCUCGUCUGGUUUCCUCUAAAGAAGAUCUUGCAGGUCCAUCUGACGUGUCAGCAAUUAUGAAAUUCAGCAGGAGACCCACGUGUCCUGAUGCCUCAGUAGCAGCAAGUCUACCUACACCUCCUGUACCACGGCACAGGAAGAGUCACAGCCUGGGAAACAACAUGAUGUGUCAGUUCAGCGUAGUGGAGAGCAAAAGCGCCACCUUCCCGACAGAGAAGCCACGGCACCUCCUGGAUGACAGCGUCCUGGAGUCCCACAGCCCAGCCCGCAACCACCCACUGCCCUCACUCCUCACCAAUGGCCUUUCCAUAGAUAGCAGUGAAAGCUCAGAAUUUAGUGAGGAGCUGCCAUCAGGGCUUGAAAGGGGUCGUUUAUAUGCUACGCUGGGGCCUAACUGGAGGGUACCGAUCCGGAAUUCUCCUAGGAGUCGAAGCUGUGUCUACAGCCCCACAGGGGCCUGCAGCUGCACAUUAGGUAAUUCCACAGGAGUCAUUACCAUGGAAGGGCCGCUGAAAAGAAAAACAUUGCUCAAAGAAGGCAAGAAACCUACGCUCUCUUCAUGGACAAGAUACUGGGUUAUGCUUUCAGGAUCAACUCUUCUGUACUUUGGAGCAAAAUCUUUAAGAGGCACUGAAAGAAAACAUUACAAAUCUACCCCCGGUAAAAAAGUUUCUGUUGUGGGCUGGAUGGUGGCGCUGCCCGACGACCCUGAGCAUCCUGAUAUCUUCCAGCUAAAUAACCCUGACAAAGGCAAUGUUUACAAGUUCCAGACAGGUUCAAGGUUUCAUGCAAUAUUAUGGCAUAAGCAUUUGGACGAUGCAUGUAAAAGCAACAAGCCUCAGGUACCUGCUAACCUAAUGUCAUUCGAAUAAUUUGCUCUCCUACCUGGUGCGACUUCAAGUGCCAAACUGAAGAAACAGGCUAUUGAUUUCUAAGGAGGAAGAGGAGAAUGGUUUUCCUGACAUGAGCCAGACACAAAUAUUUCAGCACUUUCCCACAUAACUUGAAAGUGAUUCUGAUUCAGCUUUUAAAAGCAGAAAGUGAAUGUUGUCCUUAGGACCAGUCAUAGUCUUAUGCACUGAGUGAAAGCAGACAAGUUAGAUGGACAGAACAUUAAUCCUGACUCCUGCAGGAUUCUAGAGCCCUCAACUUUUUGUGGUCAGAGACUGCCAUGAACUGAUGUUUGACCGCAAACUGAGCAUCAUAUCUUCUGCCUAUUCUUUUUUAAACGGUUCUUUUUAUUGUUAAGCUGCUUUGUGUGACUGAAGAAUAUUUGGCCCAUGUUGGGUUUCAGUUCUUUCUGAUGCACAGAAUGAUUGACAGUGUUAACUUGCUGUAGAGUGUCAAUUAGAAUAGAAAAUUGUGGAACAACAUUUUUAUAAUCUUAAGUGCACUGAGUCGCUUGGCAAUGUGGCUGCCUCAGAUUUUGUAUCAAAUCUUUGGACAAUUCUGCUGUUCACAUUUGAGCUAUUUGGGAAAAAUUGUAUUUUGGCACACAACAGCUGGUUUUCUUUUCACUGAGUAUGUUACUCAGGAGUGCCCUGACAAUGGAUUUAAGGCUCUUUAAAUUUAUGUUGUACAAAAGGUCAUCUUUCAUUCUCUUACUAGUGGCAUAGUUUCUUAGGUUUUUUCAUUAAGUCUGAAUGUUGUUUAUUUUAGAUCUCGUGGUACAGGGAAGCAGGUAGUCAUGUGUUAGGUAUCGCACGGACCUGGCUUCUGAGAAUGACUCCACAUCAUUGUUUCUGUUCUGUCUUUCUGUGGAUGGCUCGGCACCACUCAAUUGCAGUGCAGACGCACCUUUUUGACACAGUAUUCUGGCAAGUGGUACUGCCAUUAUGAAGUCAUGACGGCGAUGAAAGCUAGGCAAGACCGUCUGACCAUGGAGCAGGUACAAAGAAGCCUCCACACCAGUGUCCAGGCAACAAAAAAAUGAAUGUACGGCCUUCUCCUCUGAAAGAACUCUCUGCAGCCACAGCUGUAAGCUUGCUGUGCCCUAGCACUGCUGUGGUUAGAGUCUUUUUCUGUUCCCACGUUAAGUUCAGCACCUUUUCCUGUUUUAAACUCUUUUGCCAUAAGAUAUCAGUAUUCACACUUCAUCUGUCACUGGAAAAACUCUUCUGAGUUUCUAAAGAUUGCUCUAGCUUACAAACUGUGGGAAAAAUGGCAGUCAUUUUAAUUGAACAGAAUCUAUAUAAGAACAAGCUCCCAGGCAGUAGGAGUGUUCAUUCUGUGGACUGGCAUGAUUUUCUACAUUUUUAUUUUGAAACUUCUCUAACAGCAACAACAGACAAAUGCCUGUGUUAUUAAAUUCAAGUCAGCUGUAACUUCUGUGUUACUUUAAGUGAUGUUACGGUCCUGAGAAUGGAGCCUAAUAUGUACCAGCUUUUCAAGAAAACCGGUGCCGAACAAGAACUGCAUUUAGAUCCCGGGACAUACGAAAGAGUAUGUAAAGUUGACAGAGUUUCUUUGAUAGCUCAAGAGUUGCAUGAAAAGAGUGGUAAUGCAAAAUAUAUUUAUAUCUUUUUUUCUCCUUUUUUUCCAAAUUAAUACAACUUUGAGCUAGGAAAAACAUUGGUAUCUCAGGGGGCAGAGCAUCCAAUGCCAUCAGAAGCAGCAUAGAAGCUUUUGAAUGUGGUAAAAUUGUGCCACCAUUAAAUGACUUCAGACUGUUAGAGUAUGCAAUAAUCUGAACUAUCUUGCACCUGUGGACCUUUUUGGUUAGUUAUCAGUGAGAUUAUUCACGUAGAUACAAGUGAUAUGUGGAUGGCCGUUCUAAUGCGUGUGCCACCUAUGGCCACGUGCAUUAUCUGUUAUUGGCGCUCACAGGGUUUGAACCCUGUGCAGAAUGGUGACUGACACAAUGACACACUAACCAAAACAGAACUGUUAAGUCGAGAUGUUUUCUUACAGUUACUUUAUUAGUAGCCCUUUCCUCUUCAGAGGGAGUAACCUGAUCUGUCUUAUAUCUAAGCUAAAUUUAAAUUGGAACAUUAAUUGACCUGAAGUAUUACAGACAUUAGAAGCAUAUUAAUACUUACUCAUUUUUUAUGUGAUUUAGUGGAAGUGAACACCAAUGAAGACUUGUGACAUUUUUUCCAGCAUAUUGCAAUUGAGCUAAACUAAGGAUGUUGUAACAGUUUUCAGUUACGUUUAAGAAGCCUCCCUUGGAAAGAACACUAACUGCUUAGCGAGACAGUACCAACAGAAUGAGCCUGGACAGACUCAGGCUUUUGGAAUUUAAGGGUCUUAAAGUGUUAUAGAUGUUAUCGUAUGUACAAGAGGUAGUGUUCUCAGUUUCAAAAAUAUCCUUUUACCCAGAAUUAGAAGCUAUGGAAAAGAUACAAAAGAGUCCAUUUUCACCUGCUUGUAAAACAGAUUCCCAACUAGAAAGGAAGCAUCUUUGCCAGAACCCACAAUGGUGCCCAAAAAAAGUGUGGCAUGAAUGAAAGGCGGUAUUUCCAAAUGGUUCUUAAACACAGUAAUUUGUCACUGAGAAGAGAUGAAUCUUUGGAGAAAUUAAAUCCUUCAAUCCCACUCAAUCCUCAAACUCAAAUCCUACUCAGAACCUUGCAAUUUGGAAAUGCAUCAAAAGUAACUUGCAUCCCUUUACGCUGCUCUGUUUGAAUCUAAAAAGCAUUAGGUAGAAGAAAGAGUAACAUAGCAAAUAAUAGUUUUACACAAUUGUCAGAUAAACAUCUUUUGAGUAUAGCGCAAUUGUGAAAUUGCUGCACAAUAUAAAAUACCCAGAACAAUGGCAGUGUAAGAAUAUUACUGAAAUGCCCUAAAUGAAUUUAAAAUUAGUUUUUAAGUAUAAACAGUUUGUAGUUGCUGAUUUGAAUUUUUAUGCUGCCAUUUGGUACCAUUUGCUGUCAGCUGGUACUUUUGAUAUGAACGGAAAGCUGCUAUUGAGACACAACAUAUUGCAUAUUAGUACUGAUUAAUACAGCAUUUUCACAAAAAUAUCACAAACUGUACAAUUUUUCAUCCAUCAAAAAGAAAACUGCAAUAGUGUAAAAAUAAACAUCUCAGAAUUACUAUUUUCAGAAUUGUGAUGAUACAAAAUGUAUGUACGCAAUAUAAUUAAUUUAUUAAUGUGCAAUUUUAAUGUAAUUCAGUGCCAAAAUGCAUGUUUUUCCAGAUAGCACUAAAAUGAGGCAAAGAAAGUAGUUCUCAAAUUGACAAUAGUGUCACAUUAUAACAUAAACCAAUUUCAACAUUUUGGUUUGUUUUGUGUGAAAACUGUUGCACUAAUUUUGGCUGUAUUUUCCAGCAGUCCACUGCAUGGUGUUUGUGUAAGGAUUCUUUCUAUAAUUCUUGUGAACUGUUUCACCCAUAAUAACCCUGGCGUUGGAAUCUAGGUUUUUGGCAAAGUAUUUUGUUACCUCAGUCUUGUAUCAAGUUGCUGUAUUUUUCAGUUUGUUACAUUGAUAAUGGUUGUUUCACUAAUUAAACACUUUAAUGUAAAAAAAAAGUUUGUUUACUUCAACAGCAAUUACAUUUGGUUGUAAGUUUAAAAACGUGCAGAGUAUGUAUGCUAUGAACAAUAAAAUAUUCUGAAAAAGAGUAGUUGAGGUAUAGUAGGAACGUUUUAGCUUGAAGGCAGCAGGAAUGUUUUAUUUGUGAGGGAAUUGUAAUACAGUUGAGCAGACUUUAGCAUAAUGUGUAGCCGUUUAAUAGUAUAAAACCAACAGAAUCCAAAUCUCCUAAAUCCAAAUCUUUUCAGAAAACUGAAAAACCCUCCGAAUUUACAGUUCUUUCCAGUGGGGUUUGGGAAGUCCAAAGAAUUUCAGAUGAACCUAUCUUAUUGUUUUCCUAAGAAAUUAAUUUUAUCAGUACUAAACUUGCAUGUUGACUUGGAUAGCAUAGCAAGGUAAAUUUCUUUGUACUUGCAAUUAAACUUUAUUUACACACUUGGAUUCUCAGCUUCACCUGCUGAAAUCAACAGGAAAAAAUAAUUUCAUACAUUAAUGAAAUGGUCUGCCCUCUGUUACGCAGUUAUCAAUGUAGACGUGUAGUAAUAUCUUCUGAUAGUAAAGUCUGAAAUUUCCUUUCUGAAUUCAGUGAUGAAAUCGAGUUUCAGUCAGAACCUUGUAACACUAAGCAGAGCUGUCAAGGAUGGCCUAGCAAUCAGACGGUCAGUAGAACUUUCUCUUGGAAAAGAUCAACAUGGAAAUGUUGACCAGUGUUAACUUCUUUGACAACCUCUCUUCUUACAUAUAUCAUUUUUAUCUUGAUCCCCAGGUGUAGGAAAUCAGGAGAGGAAGGCAAGAGUCCGGCAUGGCCGAGUCAAGACCUGCUGGUCAAACGAAAGGUCAAGGAGGAAAUGCACAGUGAAAGCAGGGACACGUAUCCUGGGAAGAGCAUAGGGAUGCUGCCUGGUUGUGUCAGGAUGGGUCAGGAAGGCCAAGGCACAGCUGGAACUGAACUUGGCAAGGGAUGCAAAGACUACCAAGAAGGGUUUCUACAGGUAUGGCAACCAGAAAAGGAAGGUCAGAGAAAGUGUAACCCUCCCCCCGCCAAUGAACACGACUGGGAAACUGAUAACAGCAGACCAGAAAAAGGCUGAGGUGCUCAACAGCUGUUUUUGCUCCAGUCUUCUCUAGCACACCUCUCUUCCUACCUCUUGACUAGAUGGACCACAGCGCAGGGAUUGGGGGAGCAAAGUCCCUCCCAUUGUAAGGGAAGAUGAGGUUCCUGACCACCUGAGGAACAGGAACAUACGUAAGUCUGCAGGACCUUAUGAGAUGCAUCCAGGGCCAGGGGGAAACAGGCUGAUGUAGUUGCCAAGCCACACUCCAUGAUAUUUGAAAAGUCAUGGCAGUCACGUGAAGUCCCUGAUGACUGAAAAAAGGGAAACAUUGCACCCAUUUCUAAAAACGGUAGAAAGGAGGAUCCUGGGAACUGUCGGUCUCACCUCUGUACUAGAGAAGAUCCUCCUAGAAGCUAUGCUAAGGUACAUGGAGGACAGGGAAGUGAUUCAGGACAGCCAGCAUGGAUUCACCAAGAGCAGGUCCUGCCUGACCAAGCUAGUGGCCCUCUGUGAUGGAGUGACUCCAUCAGUGGACAAGGGAAAAGCUUCAGAUGUCAUCUAUGGGCACUUCUGUAAGGCCUUUGACCAGUUCCCUACCACAUCCUUCUCUCUGAAUUGGAAAGCCAUGGAUUUGAUGGAUGGACUAUUUGGUGGAUAAGGAAUUGGCUGGAUGAGCGCAUCCAGAAACUAGUGGUAAACAAACAGCUUGAUGUCCAGAUGGACAUCACUGGCAAAUGAUGUCCGUCAAGGGUCCAUAUUGGGAUCAGUACUGUUUAAUAUCUUCAUCAGUGGCACAGUGGGAUUGAGUGCACCUUCAGCAAAUUUGCAGAUGAUGCCAAGCUGAGUGGUGCAGUUGCCGCACCUGAGGGAUGGGUUGCCAUCCAGAGGGACCUGGACAAGCUGGAGAAUUGGGUCAGGAGGUUCAACAGUGCUGAGUGCAAGGUCCUGCAUCUGGGUCAGGGCAACCUAGGGAAGGGAUGGUCACCUGUACUCGGCAUUGUGAGGCCGUACCUCAAAUCCUGUGUUCAGUUUUGGGCCCCUCACUACAAGAAAGACAUUGAGGAUAUGGAGUGAAUCCAGAGAAGGGCAACGAAGCUGGAGAAGGGUCUGGAGAACAGGGUUAUCAGGAGUGGCCGAGGGACUUGGGACUGUUCAGUCUGGAGAAAAAGAGGCUGAGGGGAGACCAUACUGACCUUCACAGCUCCGUGGAAGGAGAUUGUAGUAAUGUGGCUGUCACUCUCUGCUCCUAAGUAACAAAUGAUAGGACAAGAGGAAGUGGCCUUAAGUUGUGCCAGGGGAGGUUUAGACUGGAUAUUUGAAAAAAAUUCAUCACCAAAAGUGUUUUCAAUCACUGGAAAAGGCUGCCUAGGGAAGUAGUUGAGUCACCAUCCUUGGAGGUAUUCCAGACUUGUGGAUGUGGCACUUAGGCAUGUGGUUUAGUGGUGGAGUUGGCAGUGCUGGGUUAAGAAUUGGACUCGAUGAUCACAGUUCUAUGAUUCUGAUCAAUACAGGCUGGGGGAUGAAGGGAUUAAGACCAGUCCUAUGGAGAAGGACUUGGGGGUGCUGGCAGAUGGACCUGAGCUGGCAAUGUGCGCUCACAGCCUAGAAAGCCAACCACAUCCUGGGCUGCAUUCAAAGCAGUGUGCUCAGCAGGUCAAGGAGAAGAAUUCUGCUCCGGUGAGACCCCACAUGGAACCCUGUGUCCAGUUCUGGAGUCCUCAGCACAGGAAAAACAUAGAUCUGUUGGAGUAGGUCCAGUGGAGGCCACCAAAAUAAUCAGAUGGGUGGAAUGCUUCUCCUAUGAGAAAGGGCAGAGAGAGUUGGGAUUGUUCAGCGUGGAGAUGAGAAGGCUCUGGGGACACCUUGUAGCAGCCUCCCAGUACUGAAAGGGGCUCCUAAGAAAGAUUGGGACAGGAUGUUUUUAGCAGGGCCUGUCGCUAUCGGACAAGGGCUGAUAGUUUUGAACUAAAAGAGGGGAGAUUUAGAGUAGGUAUAAUGAUGAGGGUGGCAAAGCACUGGCACAGGUUGCCCAGAGAAGUGGUAGAAGCCCUGUUCCAGGAAACAUUCAAGGUCAGGUUGGACAGGACUCUGAGCAACUGAUCUGGUUGAAGGUGUCCCUGCUCACUGCAGGGGGUUGGACUGGAUGAGCUUUAGAGGUUCUUUCCAACCCAAACUGCUCUGUGAUUCCCUGUUCCAGAUAAAUAAGCUCCAUGUUAUGACUGGCAGAGAAGGUGCUUCAAUUUCAGUGGAAACAUACUAUCAUGGGUAGUUGCCUGAGAGAUAAAUUAAAUGUUAUUAAAUAUGAAGGUGAGAGCAAAACACGCUCACAUAAAAUGGCUACUUUUAGAACUGAAAAAGAAAGUACAUAGCCCUUUCUUGAAACAGACUCCUUUUACUGUUAUCCCCAGAAACAGGAAAACUGUUUCCAGGCUUUUUUAUUAGUUUGUAGUCAUGGAACCAAAUCACUUGGAUCUAUAUAGUUUUCCUCCAGGGUCAUGUCCAGUGUUUCAUUGUAAAUAUUUUAUGAAGGAAGCUUCAGUAAGUGUCUCACAUCUACCAAAUGGUUCUUUUCACCAAUACCAUCAGUUUAAAUGGGAACAUUGAA